Messenger RNA from Vespa crabro (European hornet), 9898 nucleotides. RefSeq names its product ephrin type-B receptor 1-B (gene Eph). Gene Ontology annotation, molecular function: protein binding; transmembrane-ephrin receptor activity; ATP binding. Gene Ontology annotation, biological process: cell surface receptor protein tyrosine kinase signaling pathway; protein phosphorylation; axon guidance. Gene Ontology annotation, cellular component: plasma membrane; neuron projection. Lineage: Eukaryota; Metazoa; Arthropoda; Insecta; Hymenoptera; Vespidae. The coding region runs from base 798 to 4082 and encodes 1094 amino acids. The transcript is spliced from 17 exons. The record is from RefSeq and is a predicted model, not a curated record.
CUCUCUCUCUCUCUCUCUAUAUAUAUAUAUAUAUAUAUAUAUAUAUAUAUAUCUCUUUUUAUCUUCCUGUUUUCCUUCCCUCCCCCCCUCUCUAUAUCUCUUUCUUACCUCUUUUCUUAUUUCUCCUACUGACAAACCCGUCAGACAAAACGUGGAAUAUCAUCCGUCCCGCUAACCUUCAGGAUCUAGACGUGGCCGAAAACAAGAAGCCAUCUCUCCUCGAGUAUUUCUUACAGGAGAAGCGAUAUCGUUAGUAUCUGGGAGCUUUUAUCGGCUGAUGUGACGAAUAUAGAAGAAGUGUAGUAGUCGGUGAUGUCUUCUUGGUAGAAAGAAAACAAAAAAAGAAAAAAGAAAAGCAAGAAAUAAAGAAAGAAAAAAAGAAAGAAAGGAAGGGAGAAAAGAAGGAAGACAGAAGAAGACCGAAAAAAAGAAGAAAAAGAAAAAAAAUAAUCAAGGAGAAGAAGGAGGAAGAAGAGAGAUUGGUGAGGCGAUAGAUGCACCCAAGAGAAGAGGGAAAAAAGGAGGUGGUGGUCCUGCCGCAGCGAAGGCAGCAUCGUUUUCUUUGUCGUCGAAGUGGUGCCGGUAGUAUCGGUAGUGCUGGUGCUGUUGGUGCCGUUGGUGGUGGUGGUGCCGAGUAAGAAGAAGGACGUCGUCUUUGAAGGAACGACCUGGAGCGGCGGGCGGAGGGGGAGGUGGAGGUGGAGGAGGAGGAGACAUCGUCCCUCCCUCCUGGAGCCGGAGGAGGCAUGAGGAGGAGAGAACGGAGGAGGCUCUGAGGCUCGCCGCUGAAGACAAGGAUGGCUCCGUUCUUCGCCGCGAGCACUCUCGCGGGCGUACUCCGCCCUCUGCUCGCGCUUCUGCUCGCGCUUCUGAUCGGCUGCCCGCGAGCUAUACAUGCGGAACAAGUCGUUCUCCUGGACACAACGACGGAGGCGAAGCUCGAGUGGACGAGGUAUCCCUAUGGACCGCAAGCAAGCACUCCUGGCUGGGUGGAAGAGUCAUUCACAAACUUCGACAAGGGCAUCAAUUGGCGGAGUUACGUCGUCUGCGACGUUGCUUACAACAACGUGAACAAUUGGCUCUGGACGCCGUUCAUCGAGAGGGGUCCGGCGAAUCGCAUGUACAUAGAAAUCAAAUUCACGACACGAGACUGCUCGUUGUUCCCUGGAAAUGCUCUUAGCUGCAAGGAGACAUUCAGUCUUCUCUACUACGAGUUUGACGCUGCUACGAAAGAGCCACCACCAUGGGAGCCGGACAGUUAUAAACUCAUCGGACGAAUAGCCGCUGGCGAGGGUAGAUUCAACACGAAUACGGAAGUGGUGAUAAACACCGAAAUAAAGUCCGUACCAGUUACGAAGAAGGGCGUGUACUUUGCCUUCCGUGAUCAAGGUGCCUGCAUCUCGCUUCUCGCUAUAAAGGUUUAUUACAUUAGCUGUCCGGAAAUCUCGGUGAACUUCGCUCAUUUUCCGGCGACACCAACCGGCCGCGAAGUUGCCUUGGUCGAACAAACGAUCGGCACCUGCGUCGCGAAUGCUGUUAAGAUCGAGACACCGACGUUCCUUUGCAAGGGUGAUGGUAAAUGGUAUCUACCAAGUGGUGGAUGUCAUUGCAAACCUGGUUACCAAGCGGACAUUGAAAAGCAGCAGUGCAUUGAGUGUCCAAUCGGUAGAUUCAAGCAUGAGGCUGGACCCCACAACUGCGAGCUGUGUCCUACUCAUAGCAAAUCGACCGAUCAGGCUGUCACCGAGUGCCGGUGCGAUGCCGAUUAUUACAGAGCUACUGAUGAUCCCAAGAAAAUGCCUUGCACGCAACCACCGUCGGCGCCUCAGAACUUAACCGUCAAUUUUGUGGACCAAUCGACGGUGAUCCUUUCAUGGAACGCACCGCACAAACUCGGUGGUAGGACCGACACAACGUAUAGGGUCGUUUGCGAUGCUUGCAGUAUGGGUGUUAAAUAUAUACCUAACACGGAGAUCUUCAACGAUACGAAGAUUACGAUCACUGGCUUAAAUGCUGUCACUACUUAUCGUUUCCAAGUGUUCGCCGAAAAUGGUGUGUCCGCACAGGCUGGUAAGUCGGAAUACGUGGACAUCACGGUCACUACCGAAGCGAGUGUACCAAGUUUGGUGAGCAAUGUUAGAAUCACGAGCGUCAAAAGUUCCGAGCUGAGCAUUAGUUGGGAUGCACCGGUCACGGAAGUAGGUGGAGAUAGCGAUCACGUCGAAAGAUACGAAGUGAGGUGUUAUCCGCGCUUCGACGAUGCCAUUAACGCCACUGUGAUCCAAACUUCAGAUCUCUCUGCCACUUUUAAAGGCCUAAAACCAGCAACGGAUUACGCGAUUCAGGUUCGAGCUAAAACCACACGUGGCUGGGGCGAAUAUACUCCUGUUAUCUACAAAAAGACACCGCACGCGAUGGGACUCGAUUAUGUCGGUGAAGAUGACAAUAUGCAAGUCAGAAUAAUUGCCGGUGCAGUAGUUGCAGUUGUCGUCCUUCUUGUUAUCAUCAUCGUCAUGACCGUUCUCUUCCUGAGAAGAAACCCUUUACAUUUAAACCCAUACGCUUCACUCGACUCGACUCAUAUAAUGCAAUUUCGAUGCAGCAGGGCCUCAGACGAGUGUAACAAGAAACAGCCGAGCGAUUGCGACACCUUGGAAUACAGAAACGGCGAAGGACUAGUUGUGACCUACAUGCACUGCAAAAUGGACAGUUCACCGAUUGUGACAACCCACACCAACAACAAGAGCAAGUCGUCGCUGACGACGCCGCUGUUCACGCCUGCAGUGGGAGUAACUGGAGCGGGUGCUGGAGGUACAGGUGGAACCGGUGCUAGAAGCUACGUUGAUCCUCACACCUACGAAGAUCCAAAUCAGGCUGUUCGAGAAUUUGCUAGAGAGAUCGACGCUGGAUAUAUCACGAUAGAGGCCAUAAUCGGUGGUGGUGAAUUCGGAGACGUUUGUCGUGGUAAAUUGAAACUACCACCAGAUGGUCGAACUGAAAUCGACGUGGCCAUAAAGACAUUGAAACCUGGCUCUGCUGACAAAGCACGGAACGACUUUCUAACGGAAGCUUCGAUAAUGGGUCAGUUUGAGCAUCCCAAUGUGAUAUUCCUUCAGGGUGUCGUGACAAAGAGCAAUCCAGUGAUGAUCAUCACCGAAUUCAUGGAGAACGGAAGUUUGGACACUUUUCUUCGAGCGAACGAUGGUAAAUUCCAAGUGCUUCAGCUGGUCGGUAUGUUACGUGGUAUAGCCAGUGGUAUGCAGUAUCUCGCUGAAAUGAAUUACGUUCAUCGUGAUCUCGCGGCAAGAAAUGUCCUAGUGAAUGCUGCUCUGGUUUGUAAGAUAGCUGAUUUUGGACUGAGCCGAGAGAUUGAAAGCGCGACAGAGGGCGCAUAUACGACCAGGGGCGGUAAGAUUCCGGUACGAUGGACAGCACCAGAGGCAAUAGCAUUCCGUAAAUUCACUAGCGCCUCCGACGUCUGGAGUAUGGGCAUCGUUUGUUGGGAAGUCAUGUCCUACGGCGAGAGACCAUAUUGGAAUUGGUCCAACCAAGAUGUGAUAAAGUCGAUCGAAAAAGGAUACAGACUUCCAGCACCGAUGGACUGUCCCGAAGCAAUCUAUCAGUUAAUGCUCGACUGUUGGCAGAAAGAACGAACUCAUCGGCCUACCUUCGCCAAUCUCACUCAGACAUUGGAUAAACUCAUACGGAGUCCGGACACUUUGAGGAAAAUCGCUCAAAACAGAAUCAGGGAACGGGGUGCUCCGCCCCCACCCCCACCCGCCACAUCGGCAUCUUCCAACGUGCAUUUGAGAAAAAGGGGCACCAAUCCACUGGCGCCGGACGCGGUGGACUUGACGCAGUUGACCUCGGUCAGCGAGUGGUUGGCCUCGAUCAAAAUGUCUCGAUAUGCUGAAAGUUUCGAGAGGGCAGGAGUGACCACGUUGGAGGCAGCAGCUCGCGUUACCGUUCAAGAACUCACCGCACUUGGUAUAACCCUGGUCGGUCAUCAAAAGAAGAUCAUGAACAGUGUGACGGCGUUAAGAGCGCAAAUGUCCGCCACGUCGCAGAGCUUUCUCGUUUAGGAAAGGAAAAAAUGGAGGGAAAGAAAGAAGGGUAAAAGAAAGAAAUCAAACUUUUCGGUAGAGAAACGAGAGUGUCUCGAUCGUCCUCCUGCAUGAAAGCAGGAAUUUUCAGCUUUCUAUAAACGACAGGUCUGGAUCAUGGACGUCCUCUCAAAGAGGAUAGCAAAUUUUUCCUCUUCGUCUCGCGAGCGUUCGUGAAAACGAAGUCAAAGUCGAGUGAUAACGAGAGACAACUUUCUCUUUCUCUCGAUGGAGACCUGACAUUUUAAUUCUCGAUAUUAGAAUUAGGAAGACAUUCCAGCGAGUAGUCCCGCUUGAAAAAAAAAUAUAAGAAAGAAAGAAAAUUGGCCUCUCCGCAAAUAUCUUACCAACCAUUUAUAUUCCAAGGCGAUCGAUGUAUCGAUCGGAUCUUUCCUCUUCGAACAAAUAUGUACGUACAUAUAUUAUAUAUAUUAUAUAUACGUACAUAUAUAUAUUAUAUAUAUAUGUACAUAUUAUAUAUAUUAUAUAUAUAUACGUACAUAUAUGUAUAUUAUAUAUAUACAUACAUACAUAUAUAUAUAUAUAUAUACAUAUAUAUAUAUACUGUAGGCGUCGAUUAAGAUUUGUCCUUGACAUAAUACGACGAGGAUUUAAGCGAAAACUAUAAUGAAGGACGAUUGUAUUGCUCGCAAGGAAAAGGAAAGAGAGAGAGGGAGAGAAAGAGAGAGAGAGAGAGAACGAAUUCAUUCGAAUUCCUUUCGGAAAAUACGCAAAGGAAAAAAAAGUUAAGCGCAUCCUUUCGCUUUAUUCCUCGUUCUUGCGAUGAAUCGUCACGAGAUCAUCAGACUGAUAUAAACGCGACAAGAACUAGCCGCAAUAGCGUGCAUGCAAUCCACUGCCUUAAAAAGCCGUUUUGCGUCGUCGACUCCCUCGCAUAAAAAGUAUAGAAAGAGAAAAAUUGAGAAAGCGAAAAAGAGAAAGAGGGAGAGAAAGAGAUAAAGAGAAAGAAAGAGAGGGAAUAUACGCGCGUGAAAGCACGUCCGCCAUAAUAAUAAUUCUUAAAAAUUCUUCGAAGGAUCUGUCAUUCGAAUUUCCCGCCACAAUAUUGCGACGCCCUUCUUUUGACCAUCAUAUUUUCUUUCCUUUCCAUUUUUCAUUUGUUUUCUUCUCAUUUAUUAUUUUUGUUUUUUUCCUUUUAAUUUCAAUAAUUUUAACGUGCGUGAUCCUGGAUUCUUUAUAAUACGAGCUCUGAAAAUAUACGGCCUAAUGAGUUUACAUACAACGGAUAAAAGAGUACCACUUUGAUGGUAAAUCAAUAAAAGUACCACCAUUUGAUGAUAAAUGAAUGAAAAAAAUAAGAAUACAAAGGAUCGACAGUCGUAAGAAAACACUGCCUUUCUUUUUUUUUUACUUUUGUAUAUGUAUAUAUAUAUAUAAAUAUAUAUAUUUGUAUUUUGGUAUAUACGCAUGUACUUUUUAUAUACGUAUUACGGACAAACGGUCUAACUAAUUAAUUAGAACAAAUGGUUAUAAGGUACUUUGAUGAUCAUUCACGUUCGUUUCUUCACUGAUUUCGCUGCUGCUGCCUCUUCUUCUUUUUCUUUCCUUAUUCUCUUUCCUUAUUCCAUUAAUGAGAACGUAUAAAAACGAGGAAGAGAAACGAUCAUAGGAGUUCAUAUUCGAAGUAUUAUUUUCUUGUAACGUAAAAAUGAUUAUAUUGUUUUUUUAGCGAUAAAGAAAGAAAAAGAAAGAAAAAGAAAAUUAGAAAAGUCAAUUAUAAGCCAUUCCUCAUUAAAAUGGCUUAUAAAUUGCUAAUCAUAACGACGUUUGCUCGACUCGCUUAAAAAAAAGAAAAGAAAGAAAUAAAAGAAAUGACGGCAUCGUGUUGUCGCUUUUACGAAGCGAUCGCGUGCGAGUAUGUUUGUUUAAAUGUUUGUUGUGUGUAUGUGUGUAUGUGUGUAUGACGCGAGCGAGAGCAUUUUCUUCAACGUGCAAACAAAACGGCUAAUGACGAUGACGACGAGAUAGAAACGGAAAAAGUGAAAUGAGUUUCGAAAUUAUUGUAAAUUUUUGCGUAUGAAAGAAGGAAAGAGAGGGGGAAAAAGAAAGAUGGAGAGAUAAAGAAAGAAAAAGUGAAAGGAAGAUGAUAAAAGUUUCUUGCCUUUGCGUUACCUAUAUGAGUAUAUUGUAUAUGCCUAAUUAAUCGGUCUGUAAAGUAGGUGAUACCUAUCGAGAGUAUCAAAAAUGCGAAAGAAAUAUAACAAAAAGAAAAGAGAUAGUAAUAUAUGUGCCAAGGUGAGCGCGCAAGAACCUUCACUCGCGAAUGAUAUGACCUUAUAUGGAGCGUGUGCAUGUGCGUGUACCUGUACGUAUACGUGUGCGUGUGCGUGUGCGUGUGUGUGGACAUAAUAAAAAAGAAAAGAAGGAAAAAAGCGAAAAGAGAAAACAAGAUUGAGGAAAAAUAAUAAAGAGAGAGAGAAAGAGAGCAAGGAACCAUGGGGACGACUCUAUCGCGGUACGAAUGACGAUGCUAAAAAAAACGAUGUUGUAUCGUCAUCAAAAAAAACCCGAUCAUUAGAUCUUUUUAUGCUAACGUGUAAAGAGAAAAUAGAUUAGGAAUACGGACUCGUCCAUCUUUAUACAUACAUGCAAACGACCGUAAGACAUGUGCAGAAAAAAAGAAAAGGGGGAAAGAAGUUAUUGUCAAUUUGCGAUUCCGAAGAUAAUAAACAGUCUGCCCCUCGGUGUAACGUUAACAUAUCAACGAAUAUCUAAAGAAUAAUAAGAAAAAGAAAAAAAAAGAAUGAAAAAUACUAACAAACAAACUUAAACGAAACAAAAGGAGAAUUUAAAAUCCACGAUAUCGUCCAUGAGAAAUAUCGUCGGAGGAUGGAUAUACUGGCCAACGAGAAACAACGCGGAACGUAUUACCGAAAUUAUUCUACGGUGAAAACGUUCGACGAGCUAUCACUUUAUCAAUCUUCAGUAGAGGGUAUCAUAAAAAAAAAAGAAAAAAGAAAAACGAAGAAAAUGCGAAAGCCUAAAAUUUUCUCGUACCGCUUUUUUUAAUUUCCAUCGUUCCUUUGACUUAUUAUAUUUGUUUUUGUUUUAUAUUCGUUUGAUUUUUUUCGUUACCUAUUUUCUUCAAUCAUAUUUCUUCUUCGUAUAGAAUGACUCUUCGCGAUAAGGAACGCGCGAAGGUACGCAUCCAGCCUAACUUUCGUCGCGGAACAACGACCAUUCCAAAUCCACUUAUAUAUACACCUGACAAAUUAAUCCUAAAAAAGAAGCGAAACAUUAAAGAAAAAAACAAAAACAACAACAAAAGAAACAGAAUAUUGAGAGUGAUAAAAGACAGAGAUAAAGAUAAAGAUAAAGAUAAGAGAUAAAGUUCGUUCUCAUGCGAAGGAUGGCCUGUAUCUUGUUACACCCACAUUCGCUCGACUCUAAAAAGACUGCUACCCCUUCAUUAACCUCCCCCGGCGCGCGACAACCGCGAUAUCCGGCUAAUUGUCCUUCUAAUCGGCGAUCUUAUCAUUGUCGCCGAAAAAGAAUAAAAAAAAUUAAAGAGAGAGAGAGAGAGAGAGAGAGAGAGAAGACCAAUAAUCGCCAAUGAGAGAAAGAAUAGUGAAAAAAAAACGAGAAAAAGAAGGAAAAUAAAAAUCCGCGUGCGUCGCACGACUUCCAUGAGACAAAGUUUAAAGCCGUGCCACGGGACAUUCUUUUUUACUCUUUAUUUAAUGAAUUCUAACUAGUAAGGUAGUGUUGUCGGCGUCGAAGCAACGUUGGGUUAUGUCUUGAAAUCGAUGUAUACAAUAAAAGGAGUUUUAAAAUGAUGGAUCGACGAAAAUUAGCGUCUCACGCACGGUCGUCCUCUUCGGUUUUUCUUGCAUCAUCUUUCUUAUUCGAGGAUAGCCCAGCGAUGCUUCCGUUUAAUGGAAUAAGUGAUUUUAAUCGAGAUCGUUCGCUUCACGUUAGGUAAAUGAAAUGAGAAAAGGGAAAAACGAGUAUCACGAAGAUUGAACUCCCCUUGAGAUUUAUUUCUGUUAUUCGUCCCGCAACAGAUCUGAUAUCUGAAGCACGUCUUUAAAAACAUCGUGACUUAGAUAAUCGAGAAACAUCACGGAUCACAAAUGCCCGAGAUAGCUCUAUUUGUUUUUUUUUCUUUUUUUAUAUAUUUUGUAUUUUAUUUUUGUCUUCUUCUUAAGGGGGGGGGGGAGGAAUAAGGAAUUACUCAAAAUGGCGACGAUUACGAAGCAAUAAAUGAAUACACGCAAAUGCAGAUUUUUAUAUAAAGAAUGUUAACAAAUUUCAAAAGAUAUUAAUUAUCAAUAGCGCUAUCUUCCUAAAUGUUCGUAUUAAAAGUUAGCAAAAAGUAAGAUAAAAAGUAAGAGGCGGUGAAAAUGAGAAGUACCGCGGAACGACGUUCCAAUUAGGCCAAGGGCGACGCGAAGGGCCUUUAAUUAAUUUGUUCUUGUCCUCGCCCUUGGCCGGAACGACGUCAACCGGUAAGUUUUAAGAAUUUUGAGCUGUAACUAUUUGUGUCUAGCGGCGAAUGAAUGAGUGCGACCUGAAGUUUUGAGAAUGUCGAUAGUUUCAGUGAAUUAUUAGAUUUCAUAGAUCUCUAUCAAUAUUAUACGAUUCGUAGAUGCGAGACGAGAGAGAGGAUAUUAGUUAGAGCAGGAAAAUCUCUUACAUAUAACUUUAACCGAUUUUCCUUUCAUCACCCUUCGAUAUCCCUGUUAUCGUAAAAGAAAAUGGGUAGUUUCCUUUCGUAGAUCCGACUCGUUUUUCUCUCCCAAUAUCAUGAGCUACACUUUCAAAGCUUUUGGAUCGUACUUCAUGUUACAUAUUUUGGUUAUUCUCGUAUACGUGUAAAGCUUUCUAAGAACAAGUCUGGAAUUAUAGAAAUCGAUAAAAGAAAAAAAAAAGUGAGUGAUAGGGGAAAAAAAUAUUGCUUGAUAAAAAUUCUUUAAUUUCUUUGUAAAUUCUUCGGUUUCCUUGAUGUUUUUUUUUCAGUUUCUUUUUUAUCUAAUAUUUUUUUUAUUAACCGUUUUUGAUUAUCCGUACCGAAGGAACGGACAAAAUAACAGGCGAAAAAAUCAUUGAACUCUCCGCACACCUUUUAUUACUUAAUUUUUUAUCGAUUAAUGCAUCUGUAUAACUAUUUAUUAAAAAAAAAAAAAAAAAAAAAAAACUUAUUUAUUGUUUAGAGAUCUGACUAAAUUAAAAAAAAAGUUCUAAUUAUCAUAGGUAUUAUCUAUUAUUGCUAGUACGAAAGUAUGAAAGGAGUAAAAUUAUCUGUUUAUGUUAGAGUUUUCGAAAACUCUGCCGUGUAAAGUAACGAAUUACAAUACGACGAUCGACGAUCGUUGAGUCUAUAAGCAGCUAUAUUAUUAAUUAAUUAAGCGUUAUUUAGGCGACUUAUGUGCGCGUUGUUUAAUUUUUUACUUUUUACAACUCUCUUUUUACAGCGAACUUUGUCAAAGUACCUGCUUCGAAAACGAUAAAAAUAAAAAAAGUAAUAAAAUCCGUGAAAACAAAGCACACAGGUACCGUCCCAUAUAUUAUAUAUAGCUUAUCUACACAUACACAGACGCAAUAAUUUAUGUAUACUCGACAAGCUGAGUUUUUUAUAAAAUUGGUUAAGCAAAUCGCCUGCGUGUGUCUUCGAUUCAUUGUAUAAAACAAAACGACUAAACGCAAAGAGAAGCAAGCAGAGAGUUACUGCCAACAAAUUUUGGGAUGUGUCAAAAACAUUUUUCCUAUGGUGUUGUCAAGACGAUGUUGAAUGUACAUAAGAUAUAAUAAAUAAUAUACCUUAUACAAUGUAA